Closterium sp. Naga37s-1 is the source of this 4123-nucleotide messenger RNA. The record is from the annotation of a GenBank genome assembly. Lineage: Eukaryota; Viridiplantae; Streptophyta; Zygnematophyceae; Desmidiales; Closteriaceae.
UGUGGAGUUCCUACCUCGCUCCAGUGCACUGAGUGAUGGUCCCUUUGUGUGCUUUGGAGGGUCUGAUGGAGCCAUCUGGGAAGCCGUAGUUCUGUUGAGUGCAUCGUGUGAGAGCCAUCAGCUUGACAAUAGCUUAUGCGGCCAUUCCCUUCCUCCCCCAUCCCCCCCCCAACCCCCCUCCCCCCCUCUUCUCCUCCGCCCCAGUGUGGAGUUUCUACCUCGCUCCAGUGCACUGGGUGACGGUCCCUUUGCGUGCUUCGGAGGACCUGACGGGGCAAUUCGCGUGCUCUCUCUUGCGACCUGGCAGAUAUCUCGCAAGUUCACCGGGGGGCACAAGGGAGCGGUGCACUGCCUGCUGCCCUUCAUGGCCGGCAAUGGGGAGAUGAUGCUGGCAUCAGGAGGAGCGGACGGGACGCUGGUGAUGUGGGGGGCGGACUCCCAAGCAAGCGCAGCAAAGGAAGUGGCGCCCAAGAUCACUCUCCCCAAGGCGCACGACGGGGGAGUGGUGGGCAUCAGCCUGGCCCGCAUCCAUGGCGCUGCCCCCCACCUGGUGACGUGCGGCGGUGACAAGGCCGUGGCGUUCUGGGAUACCACCAUGUUCCGGGAGGUGCGGCGGAUGAAGCAUGCCAUUCCCAAAACCGUCUGCCACACCAUUGCCAGCUGGCGCCACCCGCGCGUGCCAGCUGUCGAGGUGCUCGCCUGCGCCAAGGACUCGCACAUGUGGGCGUUGGAGGCAUCAGGGGGCAGCAGGCCUAUCUGCGACCUCUCCACCCACGCACCCCCCACCCCCCAGCUGGCAGCAGGCAAGAAGCUCAAGAUCUACUGCAUGAUGCCACACAGCCUACAGCCUCACCUGGUGGUGUGCGGCACCAACGUGGGGGUGAUGCUCAUCUGCUUCGACCGCACUGCUGUGCCCCCUGCUGCAGCUCUGCCCACGCCACAAGGCUCUCGGCAGCACCAGCCUACUACCACCAAUCCCCCACCCCUCCUCUUCUCCUCCAGGUGGCGUUCUGCUGCCUGCCUAGGCAGGGGGCUGAAUGCGCUGGCCUUCCAGCUGCUCAUUGACUCACCCUCGCCUGCCCUCCUCCAUCUCUUCUCUUUCCCUCUUACCCCUUCUCUCACACCCUUUCAGGUGGCGUUCUGCCUGGACAGGGGGCUGAACGCGCUCGCCUUCCAGCUUCUAACAGCAGGGCAGGUCGGGCCUGGGGCGGGUGUGACUGUGGCGGGGGGCGGCGGCAGUGGCAGCCAGAGGCCAGUCACCCCGGCUGGAGUCACACGCGUGGAUGCUCUUGAAGCCGCUGUGCCUGAGGUGAAGCAGGAGAGGCGGAGGGCAACGCCUGUUGCGCAUGAGAGCUACUCUCACCUCUCUGUCAGCAAGUCCGGCAAGUACCUGGCAGUGUUGUGGCCCGAGGUGCCGUUCUACAGCGUGUACAGCACAGCGGACUGGGGCGUCGUGGACUCGGGCACGGCCCGCCACUUCGCCUGGGACACCUGUCAGGACCGCUUUGCCAUCCUGGGAGGGGCUGUGGUGCCCAAGGUGCAAAGCAGCUCUGCCAGCUCAGGCAGGCACGGGUUCCGGGGAAGAAGCAAGAAGGACGCUAAAGAAGCAGAGGCGGCAGCAGCGGCUGCCAUGGCUGCUGCGGCGGCAGCGCUGGCAGGGGCGACUGUGGAGGUCCGGCGGAUCAGGAAGGACGGGAAAGUGCAGAUCAUGUGCACAUCCAUUGAAUCUGGACGCCGCGAGCAGGUCACGGGUCUCUUCCCAGGCGCACUGCUGGGAGUGGCCUACCGCAUGCCCAAGAAGGCCUCUCUGCCGGGAGUCAGCCUGCCCUCUGCUGCCCUCUCCUCCCGAGCCGAAUCAAUGGCGGACUACUGUGAGCAUCCGCCAAACUUCCACCUUAUAAGCUGGGAGUCAUUCAAGCCGGUCAGCGGCAUGCUACCAGAACCGCACUGGACCGCGUGGGACCCCAUCGUAGAGUACUGCGCCUUUGCCUACGCCACGCACAUCGUGGUGGCAACGCUGCGCCCGCAGUUCCGCUGCCUGGGCCACGUGGCAGUCAGAGGGGCCACUGGGGGCACCUGGCACCGCCGCCAACUCUUCCUCGCUACGCCUACCUCUGUUGAGUGUGUGUUUGUUGAUGCAGGGGUGAGUGCCAUCGACCUGGAAACGAGGAGGCGCAAGGAGGAGAGGAAGAGGCGGGAGGAGGAGGCGAAGGUGGUGGCAGAGAAGGGUGAGCUGGCUCUGCUGGCCAUGGCGCCUCCCAAGACAGAGGAGGCACCGGAGAGAGUGCAGUUGCGGCCUCCCAUGCUGCAGGUGGUCCGCCUCGCCUCCUUCUCCUCACCGCCGGCAGUCCCCCCCAUCUCAGCCAUGGCUCGGGCCCGCAGCCUAUCAGCCGACGCCACGUCAGCGCCGCCCGGCGCCUCGUCUGGUCCGGGGCUGCUGGACGGCCCUGAGGUGAAGCCGCCCGAAGUGGUGGUGGGCGGCGGGGGCGUGCCGGUGGCAGCCGGGCGGCUGCCGAUGGAGCAGAGGCGGCCGGUGGGGCAGGUGUAUGUGGUGGGGGUGCGAGAUGGAGUUCUAUGGCUCGUGGACCGGUAUUUGACAGCGCAUGCCAUCUCCCUCUCCCACCCUGGAGUGCGCUGCCGGUGCCUUGCUGCUCAUGGCGACCCUGUUGGUGCCGUCAAGUGGGCGUCCCGCCUGGGGAGAGAGCACCAUGACGACUUGGCGCAGUUCAUGGUGGGCAUGGGGUAUGCGAGAGAGGCGCUGCACCUGCCAGGGCUGUCCAAGAGGUUUGAGUACGAGUUGGCGCUCUCGUGCGGCGAGUUAGACCGCGCGUUGCACUGCCUCAUGGCGCUCUCCCGCCCCAUGUCCGCCUCGGGGGCGGCCAUGGCUGAUGCCGAUGCAGCCAUGGACAGCCAGAUGGACUCCACGGGCAUCCUCGCCAUGGCGGCAAGUCAAGCCAACAUGAUGGAAGCAGCGGUGGGCGUGGCGCGCUAUGCCUCAGAGUUUCUUGACUUGGUUGACGCAGCCGACGCCACCGGGCAGGCUGACGUGGCGGUGCGAGCGCUGCGCCAGCUGGCGGGGGCGAGUCUGCUGGAAGGCGCCUUGCUGCCAGCCGUGCAGAGGAGGGUUUCGUUGCGCCUGGCCCUGCACGGGGAGGGAACCAGGCUGCAGAUGCAAAUUCAAUCACUUGUGCGGGGAGGGUGUGGUCGGGAGGCGGCGUGUGCAGCAGCGCUGCUGGGGGAUGCGAAUAUGUUGGAGAAGGCAUGGGCUGACACGGGCAUGGUGCCUGAAGCUGCUCUGCACGCCCUGUCCCACGGGCGCCCCACACUCGCCGCUCUCCUUAAGCAAUGGAACCGGUGGCUGCAGAAGGAGGAGGUGCAGCUGAAGCGGCACAACAUGCUGCACACAGCGCAUUUCAACACCCUCUUCGCCAACACGCAGGCUUCUGAAGACCCCUUCCAGACCCUCGCUCCCACCACCAAAGACCCCCCCAUCCAAAUCGUCCCCCCUCGGGAAUUCUCUGUUGCUCAAACCUCAGAGGACGGCAGUUUGGGGUUCGGAGCAGCGGGAGCAGCAGGAGGGUUUGCAGGAGGGUUCCAGUCUUCUGCUGCAGCAGCAGCAGCAGCUCCAGCCUGGUCUCUUGCUACUGCUGCUGCAGGAGGGAACUGGACCGCACCUGAUUCUGCCACACCAGACGAUGCUUUGUUCUCGCGUCCCCCGCCUCCUAGGGCUGGCUCUAGUGGUGUAGAGGGCAUGUCUGCUCCGCUUGACCUUUCGGUGCUUGAAGGGGCGGGUGAGCCGAAGCGUGGGCCGGCGACCAUUGCUGUGCCUGUGGAUUUCGGUCAGUUUGAGAGGGAAUUUGCUGCCAAGGCUAGGGUUGCUGAGGGUGGGAGGAAAGAGGGAGCAGCAGCGGCUGGAAUGGGAUUGGCAGGAGGAGCAGGAGCAGUAGCAGGAGCAGGAGGAGGGGUAGCAGCAGUGGUUCAGGGGGGUGAGAGGGGAGUUGGGAGCAAGGAGCAAGGGAAGGGGAAGGCAAGUGCAGGGAGUCAGGUAGAGGGAGGGAGGGGAGGAGGAGGUGUGGGGCCUACCAUGGCAGAUCUGGAAUGGGCGGCGUUGGGUGGCAACUAG